AUGUCUCGCCAGCCAGUCCCGGAGAGAUGGCUCGUGAGUCGGGCCCAUCCCGACUCCGAGUACCCUUCUCGGAUCACCGCAAACCUCUCGUCACUGGACUUUGGCUCCUUGGUUGCUCCGACUUCCAUCAACAUCAGGAAGUCGAUUUCCUCCCCAGGCGGCAGCACGAUCAGCAUGGAAGUUGAUGUGCUCGCAAAAUGCCUGAUCAUCUUAUUCCCGCUUCGCGUCAAGAAGGAUGCGAAUACCCACGAGACCCGCCUCUUCAAGAUCUUGGCUGAGCUGUCACAAACCAAGACCAUUUUCAAAACCGCCCAAGAAGACGGCCACGACGUCUUCAUCUUCCCUUUUACUAUCCCCCCACAGUACUAUUGGCGUGACGACGAAGCUUUUCGAAGUCUUCCCAGGUCGCGCACCCCUGGUUGCCGUCCUCUCGACAUGUGGCGGAGGGCCACCGACAUUUCUGAAGACGCCACGCUUUCCUUCACAUUUCCUGUGGCUGCAGACAGCACCCAUCUGGACCCUGCUUUCCUUGAAGUUGGCCGCUGGACCGCCUUGCGCGUCGUCUUGAGCAACGCAGACCACUCUUCUAAGCUGGCUGCCGAUCGUCUUCUCCUCGCCUUUGAGGAUCGGAAUAUCAAUCUCCAGGUCUGCGAAGAUUUCCGAGUUAGCCAUUCGUCAGUGACCAUGUGGGACUUUCUUGACCACCAUCACCAUGCUGGUAGCGAAGGGGAUGCUCUGGCCCUCCUACAGUCGUCCCUAUACCCGUUUGUCCACCUGGACUUUGGUGUUCGAUAUCAGCUCGAAGUCUGCGUUGGCCGGCGAAUGCUCAACGAACAUACGGUAUCGUUGGAGUUUCUCCAGGGUCUGGCUGCGCUUGAUCCCCUCGACGCGAAACGCAGACUUGAGUAUCUUGCAGACCAGGGAGAUGUCAUGUACGACCCAAUGGAGCUCCUCAACUGGACCGCUGCCGCGUCAUAUAUGCCCAAUACCAGAAUUCCACACUAUUGCGUGUUGGCACGCAAAGCCGCCGUCACCCCUACCACCAUCCUCCUUAGCACACCCGUUGUCGAAACCUCAAACAGAGUCCUCCGAUACUUCAACCAUAUUCAGGACCGCUUCUUGAGAGUACAGUUUGUCGAAGAGACCGAGAUUGGCCGGAUGGCCAUGAACUCUCGUAACAAAGAGGACAUUUGGAAGAAACUACUUCGGACCUUGUACCAGGGCAUCCAGAUCGGUGAUCGUCAUUACCAGUUUUUGGCCUUUGGCAGCUCUCAGCUCAGACAGUGCGGAGCCUAUUUCUUCUGUCCGACAGAUCACAUCUCUUGUGACGACAUUCGUCGGUGGAUGGGUGAAGUCGGCCACAUCAGAAUCGUGGCCAAGUACGCUGCCAGGCUGGGUCAGUGUUUCUCCACGACGCGAGAGAUGCGAGGCCUUCCUAUCCCCGACGUUCGGUCCAUUCCCGAUAUUGAGAGGAAUGGUUACUGCUUUACUGACGGAGUCGGCAUCAUAUCCGACUUCAUGGCCCAGAUGAUCGUCGAAGAGAUGACUCUGGAUGUGUACACAGAACCUUCUGCAUUUCAGUUCCGCAUGGGCGGAUGCAAAGGUGUACUUGUCAUCUGGCCUCAGGCUAAGAAGGGGGAGGUCUAUAUUCGAAAGUCUCAGGAGAAGUUCAAGGCUGAAGUCAAGAAUCUCGAAAUCAUCAAAUGCGCCAAGUACUCGUCCGCCACACUCAACCGCCAGACAAUCACCAUCUUGGAAUGCCUUGGCGUGACCAAAAAGGCCUUCUUGGACAUCUUGGAGAAGCAGAUUCGUCUCUACGAGGAAGCAAUGGGGAAGAAUGAGGUGGCGAUCGAGAUGUUGACCGAUUGCGUGGACGAGAAUCAAUCUACACUGGUCCUCGCCGAGUUGUUGCAAGCCGGCUUCAAGACGGACAAGGUUCAAGAACCGUUUGUGGCAAACCUGUUGAGUCUUUGGAGGUCUUGGUCCUUGAAGCUACUCAAAGAGAAAGCUCGAAUUCCUGUCGAAAAGAGUGCCUUCGUCCUGGGCUGUGUGGACGAGACGGCUACAUUAAGAGGCCACUCCGUUGCAACGGAAGGCUCCUCGGAGAAGGACAUCAGCAAGCUGCCCCAAAUAUUUUUGCAGGUGUCGGACUCCAAGAUUUACAAGAAGAUGCAUGUCGUCAAGGGUCUCUGCGUGGUUGGACGGAACCCGUCGCUGCAUCCAGGCGACAUCCGAGUCGUUGAGGCUGUCGAUAUUCCCGCGCUUCACCAUCUCAAGGACGUCGUUGUAUUUCCUUCCACUGGAGACCGCCCCGUUCCCAACAUGCUGUCUGGCGGAGACCUCGACGGCGAUGACUUCUUCGUCAUCUGGGAACCUACUCUGCUGCCCGAGCUCUGGAACCACCCGGCCAUGAGCUACUCCAGUCCCACGCCAGAGACGCUCGACCGCGAGGUGAACGUCGACGAUUUGCGUGACUUCUUUGUCAAAUACAUGAAGAAUGACGUGCUCCCCUUGAUUGCCACAGCUCAUUUGGCAUUUGCAGAUUCCGAUGGGCCCCUUUCAAAGAUAUGUCUACAUUUGGCUGAGCUUCACUCGCAAGCUGUCGACUAUCCGAAGACUGGCCAGCCCGCGGAGUGGAAUCCUACCAAGCACAACCCGCCGAAAUGGCCGCACUUUAUGGAGAAGAAGAACUCUUACCCUUCGCCAAAGGUCCUUGGAGACAUCUAUGACAGGGUCAAAAAGCAGUCAAUCCAAUUCCAGCCCGACUGGGAAACCGCUUUUGAUCGACGUAUCCUCAACCGAUUCGAGCUGGACAACGCCAUGCUCAAGGACGCCAGGAGACUCAAGUCUCAGUACGAUGGUACUGUACGGCGCAUCCUUGUGCACCACAACCUGGAUACGGAGUUUGAGCUGUAUACUUCCUGGGCCAUGUCAAAGCCCCCGAUUGGUAGCGAGUACAAGCGGCAGGAGGACCUUGGGAAAGAGUUUGACGCGGUCAAGCAGAGAUUCCGUGAUGCAUGCAUCGAAGCGGCUGGCGGCCACGACGAGGCCAAGAUUGACAGAUUUGUGGCAGCCAUGUACAAGGUUACGGAGCAGGAGGUCAAGAUUGCCCUCUUCGAGCAUCACCGCGGACCAACGAAUGAGGCCGGUGUGAUAAAACCAGCCCGAGAGCUGCAAGCCAAGUCGAUGCCGCUCAUCAGUUUCCCCUGGAUCUUUCCCUGGGUCAUGAUUCGAGUUGCAACUGAUGGAAAGUGCAAGCCCAAGGACUCCGUCCUCGCCGCGGCUCAUCGACGAGUGCCUGUGGCUGUACCCUCUUUUGUCCCUCUCAUCCAGCAGGAAGAUGACCAAGCCAGCAAGGAUGUCAAGCCCAAGGAGAGGGCAGGAAUUGAUGGCGAGGAGACUGAGAUGCCGGAUUCUGAGGAGAGAAAUGUGUCGCAGCAACAGGGCCUCUUGAUUGAGCUCGGUGACUUGGUUCUAUUCUGA
Trichoderma citrinoviride is the source of this 3483-nucleotide messenger RNA. RefSeq names its product RdRP-domain-containing protein. NCBI's taxonomy places the organism in Eukaryota, Fungi, Ascomycota, Sordariomycetes, Hypocreales, Hypocreaceae. The record is from RefSeq and is a predicted model, not a curated record. The coding region runs from base 1 to 3483 and encodes 1160 amino acids. The transcript has 2 exons. Gene Ontology annotation, cellular component: nuclear RNA-directed RNA polymerase complex. Gene Ontology annotation, molecular function: RNA-directed RNA polymerase activity. Gene Ontology annotation, biological process: siRNA processing.